ACAACAAACGAACGAACGCUGCCGCACACGACGAAGUUGUGGAUGGCGAUUUUGGUAGCAAGCUGGGCGAUGAAUCCGCCAGCGGAUGGCGUUCAGUUAGGAUGUGCAGUUCCAGCGGUGCGAACGUGUUCCGGGCGCGCCAAUUGGCCAAGUAGCCGAAAGCAGCCAAAAGAGCCAACCAUUUUCAGCCGGAACGGCAACAGUUUCUCCUCGAAGACAGCGCCAAAAUAUGCCAACGCCUGAUUGAGGGCCAAAACCGCGGUCGCGCGUUUUUGUGUAAAUAAACAGAAAACAUCAGAUCGGAAUCCAAAUUGAAAUCAAAUUCAAAGUCGAGCGGAACAAAAACAUCAGCGCAUCACUUCUCACAGAGAAAAAGAUACAGCUCCGCACAAUUUAUUUUUCGGUUUCAGCGCAAAGGCACAAGUUAUUCACAUUUAUUUCACUAAAUGCCAGCGUGCGGAAUGUCUGAUCAAUGAAUCGGCCAGCAGCGAACGCGUAACGCAUACGCCAUGUGAGCCGGAUCGAUGGGAUCGUGUUCCGGCCAAGCCACAAUGCCAUCCUCCUGUAAAUAGCCAGCAGCCUUUUCUACUCGCGUCUCUGUCAAAUGUGUGUCCGUGUAUCCACCACUGUAUAUACUGUAGACUCUAAUGGUUUAAACCACAAUACAAAAAGAAACCAAUAAAAGAAUAAAUAAAUAUAUGAGUACAGAGCAAAAAACGCGCGCGUUUUGGACACAGAACGCGCAGCACACACAAGUUUCGGUGCAAAAACGGGUAUAAAUAAGCGAAAUAAUAUUCGAAUGCUGUAGGAAUAGUUAAAUUAUUAGGAUUAAUCGAUUGGAAUUUCGCGCGCAAUAAGAACUAAUUAUAAACACGGGCAGCAUGGGACCAAUCAGACUCUAGAGCUAGCCACGCAUCCACAUAGUUAGUUGGACGAACGUCGAUCACGAUCACGAUCACUAUCACGAUCACGAUGGAUUAUAGCCGCCUGAAUGCCAACAUCAAUACGGGCAACAUCAGCACCGAUGACUUUCUGGCCGUGUUCUCGACCGGCAAGCCGGACAAUGCCACCCUCAAUCCGCCCCUUCUCAGUGUCGAUGGUCAGCUGACCCUGCCGCCGGGAUCGGGCUAUGUCAAUGUCAACGAUACGAUAUUCUUCCUGAAUGGCAGCUUCUACAACAGCAGCCUGCAGCUGGCGGCUGGAUUCUACAAUCAGAGCAGUGCUUCCGGGGCGACAUCAGGCAACCUGACCAAUCCGAAUCACACAGAAGUCCACUGGGAUGGCCGGUAUCCCAGCGGCUAUACGCUUACGCACAUCGUGAUCGCCUCCAUAAUUGUGACCAUCCUGAUGAUCAUCAUCGUGGUGGGCAACAUGCUGGUGAUCAUAGCCAUUGCCACGGAGAAGUCACUAAAGAACAUACAGAACUGGUUCAUCGCCUCGCUGGCGGUGGCCGACUUCUUCCUUGGCCUCAUCAUCAUGCCAUUCUCGCUGGCCAAUGAGCUGAUGGGCUACUGGAUCUUCGGCAGCUGGUGGUGCGACAUCCACUCCGCGAUGGACGUCCUCCUCUGCACCGCCUCGAUCAUGAACCUGUGCCUAAUCUCCCUGGACCGCUACUGGAGCAUCACCAAGGCCGUCGACUAUCUAAAGUCUAGAACGCCGGCGCGAGCCGCCGUCAUGAUCACGGCGGUCUGGAUUAUGUCCGCCCUCAUCUGCAUCCCGCCGCUGCUCGGCUGGAAGGUGAAGAUGCCCGAGGGACCGCUACCAAAGUGCGAGCUGAGCGAGGACAUUGGCUACGUGCUGUACUCGGCACUGGGCUCCUUCUACAUACCCAGCUGCAUCAUGGUCUUUGUGUACAUACGAAUUUAUUUUGCCGCCAAGGCACGGGCGAGGAGAGGUAUUAAAAAGCAUCCCCGCAAAACGAACAACGAACAGGUAACGAGCUUCACCACCGCCAAAAAAGGAACAAUACCGAUGCCCUCCUCGAGCGGCGUGUCCGCUUUGCAGCUGCACCAGCAGCGCCAAAUAGCCACCAUCGAGACACCACCGAACAGCGCCAGCCUACCGAUGCAGAUACCCACGGUGACCAUGGACCUGGCCUCCGACAUAUCCACCUCUGAGGCGGGGGAACUGGAGGCGGUGGCCGCCCAAACGGUGCUUGCCUAUGCAAAUCCCAAUGGGGCUGACACGAAUUCGGUCACCGUGGUGAGCAGCGGGAACGGGGCCACCGGAGCGUCCGGUGCUCCGCCCACCUCACCCAAGGAGACGCUCCAGGUCAGCACGAUAGCCACCGGUCGGGUGGGUCUCAAUGUGCCCGUGCCGCCGUCCAUGGGCAGCAACAACUCCGUUAAUGCGAUGAACAACAACAACGGCACCGUGGCCAUGGAUGGAAGCGCCCCCUCAGCCGGCGGGGGAAAUGGGAGUGCGGGAGCAACGCCUGGUGGACUGCAGCAAGCGGGCGGUAAUGAGCUGCGCGUCUCUCCGGUCGCCGGACGGUGUCGAGCCCUAUCCGUGGGCGUGGACACGGACAUGGUGAGUGAAUUCGAUCCAUCCAGCAGCGAUUCGGGCGUGGUCAGUCGCUGUGCCGUGGUCAAGCCGCUCAAGUUUCGCCUUUGUCAGCCGAUCUUCGGGCGCAAGUCGAGUAACCAGCAGCGGCGCAACGAGGCCAAGUCGGCGGCCAAGAACCAACAGCCCAGUGCAGCGGCCAGCAAAAAUCAGCAGCAACAGCAGCAGCAGCAGGUGGUGAAGGCGGAACUGGAGCCUGCCAUACCGAAGACACCGAAGCCCAGGGAUCCGGAGAAGGAGAAGCGUCGGAUUGCGCGGAAGAAGGAGAAGCGGGCCACCCUAAUCCUGGGCCUGAUCAUGGGCAGCUUCAUCGCCUGCUGGCUGCCAUUCUUCUUCCUGUACAUCCUGGUGCCGGCAUGUAGCAGCCAUUGCAACAUACCGGAAUCGGCGUUCGCCGUCGCCUUCUGGCUGGGCUACAUGAACUCGGCGCUCAAUCCGGCCAUCUACACCAUCUUCAACAAGGACUUCCGACGCGCCUUUCGGCGCAUCCUGUUCAAGUGAUGUUUGGCCUAUGUGUGCUGUUACAGGUGCGUUUACGCCAGCAUCGAGAAGGCAACCGAACGUGCCAUGGGCAGCACACCAAUGGGCUAUGGUCAUGGCAUGUAUCAGCACUACAGGCGUUAGAUUUGCUUCGUUUUGGCAGUGCUAUAGGUCCCUAGAAACAGAUCCCAUUCUCAAUCCCAUUCCCCUUCCCCCUCCCAGAACUGCAAGGCUAUCGACUUUCGAUGUUACCGGUAUAUGCACAUAUCUAUUAUUAGCCAUUAUUCAUUUUUCCACCUAAUGCCUGAAGUCAGUACUGUUAAAAUUCUUUUCUGUAAAACAAAAACAUUCUAUGUUGCCAACUAGUCCUUAAACUGUUAAUGCUUCGUAUUAUUUCAAAAGCAUGUAAAACAAUCAUUUGAAAAGAUAAAUAUAUUAAAAUAUGCUAGUUGUUACAGCUUUCGAUAUCGUCUAACCAAAUAAUCCAAAGCUUUGCAGUUCUAUCAGCUCCCAUAUGAUAAGACCUUCCCAAUCUUUCUUUGAAUUUUGUGUUUGAAUAAAAAAAAGUAACGAACAUUGUAGCUCAUUUCAAAAGCAAUGAACGGCUGUGAAUUUGAUGGAAUCUCUCAAUUUCAAUUUACGCAUUUUGGUUUCGUUUCGUUUCGUUUGGUUUCUCGAGCACCCUUGAACCCAGAGACCCCAAUCCCGGUAGCCCCAGAACACCUAGAACCCCCAUAACACCCAUAACCCCUAGAACUUCCAGACCAACCGAACGAACUCACCACAGCCAACACACUUUUCACACUCGACGAGCUCAUAGAAAUGCAUGAGCUGAGCAAACAAGAAUUUGAGCUGGGCAAACAUCUAUUAUGCUCCCUGAAUGGAUGUGUCCGCCAGCGACGUCUAUGGCCAUUCAACUUGAAAUAAUUUCGCAAAUUUCCAUUUGAGGCUGCAUUGCCCAUGCCAAAUAUCAGUGCAGACCGCAAAUGUUUCGAAAGUCGAGUUCAGGUAGUCCUAAAACCCCAAAGGGGAGCCCGAUCCCCAUUGUUGCACGAUGGCAAUCAAAAUGGAGGUCAACAAGUGUGUUCGUUGAAGUCGAGCGAUGGCAACAAAUUAAUUUAAUUCCUUUUUAAUAUUUUGGCAACCACUUAUCCGCCGCUUCGAUGACGAAAAUCUCGGAGUCAGGCUGCAUUUGGUCGGGUGCCAAAUCAAUAAUUCCUGGCGCACACAAAUGUAACUAAAAUCCAGCACAACGGCCGCACAAUUUGGUGUAACAAAGUGUAGAAACAAAAACUGAACCAGCGACAGAUUCCACUAGGCAGUCGCAGUUUUAUUCAUUCACUCAAAGAUGUUUCACUCAGCGACACACAAAGUGGGAGCCUGAAAAAAUAAACCAAAUGUGUGGCAACCAAUGCCUAAUGGGCACAGACAGAUGCAAAUGCAAAUGGUUGGCCUCUGCACUAAAAAAAAAAACAAGUAUUUUUUCUCUUAUUCUUUUCAUUUCGAUGUUGGAUCAAAAUAAUUAUAACUUUUUUACUUGCUAUUGUUUAAAUUACCGCUUACUAAGUAAAUAUCAGUACCUCAUAAAAGGAAUGUGGCACUUGCGCAGAACCAUCAUACUGACUUGCCAAGGUAGUAGAGAAACUGGAACUUUGAACAUUUUUUUUCUGUGUACGCAUUCCAUUGCGCCAUUUUCUCCACCAUUUCCCACUUUAGUUUUUGGCUAUGCAUCAGCAAAUGCAUGCGCCCGGCCGAGUGGAAUAGACACCCCGUCACCCAGUCAGUCAGUCUUCCAGUCAUUCAGUCAGUCCGUCAUUCAAUCAUUCAAGCAUUCAGUCAGUCGAACGGACAGUCAGUCGCCACUGGAACGCUACAAUGACACCGUGUUAGACGGGAAGAUGGUGACAGAGAAGCAUUCAGAAUGGGGGGCAGACCGACAGAAUCUGCUUUUGGCAUGUGGCCCAGAAUGGCUCUCCAUUUCGUUUGGCUGGUUGGGCUUGUUUUGCUGGGCAAAGCCGAAAAAAGGCAAGGAAAUGCCGUAUAUAGUAUGUGGUACGGCCGAAAGAAUCCACACAAUGUUACGUACAAUUUAUUUCACUUCCUGUGUGUCGUCCUGUCCCUCACCUUUCUACACAUUGUGGCAAGAUGAAACAAUACCUGCGAGCCACUUGCACCCAUUAUCAGCUAGAUUGUAAUCCGCAUAGAGCAAACUUCUGUCUCCAAUGAACCAUCUGAAAUCUGUGCUGCCCAAAAAUUUAUGACAGCUCUUAGCAGCGCUCGAACUUUCAACACAUGUCGGCAUAGUCGAAAAUUGUUUUGAUUUAUAGCUCUGGGCAAUAGCCUAAAUGGUUGCGGUUGCCGAAGACCCCUUAAAAUUGUUUAAGAACGCAUAAAUAAUGCGACCGAGAUCGGCAAUGAAUGCUUCUGUGCCACCAAGUGUUUCAUUUGAAUAAAUGGAAAAUGGAAAUCGACUAGAAAACUUUGAUGGUGUUGAAAGACAAACAGCAAAGGCCUUUGGUGCCUUCCUUUUUUUAUGGAUCACACAGCAAUGCUGCACGUUUUGGCAUUGUCAGCAAUGUGUGUACAACAACUGCACUCAAAUGACAAUUUGAACAACGACGACAACAACAUAAAUGGCAGGACGAAAAAAAGGACCGUCGUGCACAAAGCGAAAUCGAAAACAAUUGAAAUCGACAGCAAGGGAAAACCGUGGUGGGGGUGGUGCAAGAAGUAUGGUGCAGCGAGGGUGGUGCAGAAGGUACAUUAAAAUGCGCGACUACACGGAAAAAAUCCUAAAGAACAUAACGACUUUGCAGUAAAGGUAUCCAAAAAAUGUAUACAAUAUCCAGCUAUCAAUCUAUAACCUAUCCAUCAGUUCAGAUUCUCCUCAAACUGCUAGAGACAUUGGCUUAGCUAAAGCUAUAAUCAUUUUGCUUUUAUUUCUAGCGACAUUCGUACCCAUCCAGUGGGUAGAUUUUCCAAAGAAAAAGUAUCGAAAAGAUUUUUUUAUAUCUCCGCGUUGUUCUCAGUGUAAGCGCUCAUACAUCCUAUACAUACGCAGCACUUAACUGCACUUAGGUGCGACAGCCAGAUGAGUGUCGAACGGCAUUCCACGGAUGGCAUUGUUUUGCCAGGCACACUGAAAGUCGUUUUCACUUAAAGCGUAAAAAGCUGGCAGGCAUUUUGGACCACCCUGCGUAUACGCAACGCCAUCCAUUUUUUCCCCUUUUUUGGGAAAACCGCUUUCGCCCGCUUUACUAACGACUGAGGAGCAUUACUAAAAUUGCAAUUAACGUCACAAUUAGCAAACACCAUAAAUUAAAUGCUCGACUACAAUUGAAAAAAAGUAGCACAAAAAAAACAAACAAGGAGCCCAGAAGAAAUGGGAUGAAAAACAUUUUGAAUUAUUCAGAGCUAUUUAAAUUAAUUUCCGUAAUUGAAUUAUGAGAUUCGGAAUGCUAAUUUUUUGCUUUGUUUGCCUUAAUUGUUUUCAGUCUACAUGGGAGUGGUCCCAAAGCUAGUAAAUAACAAAAUCAAGCGUUAAACAUUUACAAUAAUGACAUAAAAACAUUUUAGAUUACUGUAGUCUUCUUGUCUCUUAUUUGCACAUUUUUUGUUUUGUAAAUUUUAAUUCCGAACGCCAGAGGCCGCAAACUCGCUCGUGAAAUUUAAUUAUUUAUUACGCGUAAUAUAGAAUUGGCAUUUCUGUCAACAUCUAUUUCGGCGCCGGGCAUUAUAUGCCAUAAGCCAAUUUAAUGGCUGAUUAACUUGGCAAAUUGCAGAGGUAUUUAUAGAAAAUCGGAUUGACAGGGAAACUCACUUCCAAUGCAUUUUUGUUUGCGGUUACGCCAUUUUCAAACUAUUUCGCCACUGUUGGUAAAUAUUUGGCUGAAUUUUUUUCUGCGAAUUACUAUCGCUCAUGCAGACAAAAGUUUAUUUAUGCGUUACUAUUGCCCAGACGCGCCACUCAUAAUCAGAAGUUUUUUCAAAGCGGGCAAAUAAAUUACACUAUAAAAAAAGUGAAUAAAAGCAUCAAAGCCAUCAAUAAAACGGCGCUCAUUCUCGUUUACGACCCGCCCACACGAUAAGUGCACACAUGAAAAGUGCACACAGAGAACUGCAUUGUUGCCGGUAUCGCAUGAACGCAUUUGUGACGCCGGAAUUUUUGGAGGAUCUGGGAUCGGGGAUCUGGUCUACGAUAUGGUCGUAUAUUGGGGCAAUUAUCAUGGCUGUUAAGCGGCUGGAGCAUGAAUCAAGGAAAUGACGCUCGCUGGCCUGCAUAUUAAUUAGUGGAGUAUUUUGAAGGCCAUAAGUAAAGGCCAUAAAUGUAAAACUCAUAACGAUAAAUGUUUGGACCAUAGAUAUGCACUUAGGUAUUUAUGCGCACUGACAGCAUGAAUAUUUAUGAGCCAGUGACGACGACGACGGCGGACAUUAAAAUGCGCCCCCCGUUGAUUAAUUGGAAAAGUUAAGUCGGUUGUGCUGGUUCGCUUCGGUUCGGUUCAACGGGUCGUAUGCUUGAUGCCUUUUACCUUUCCCUUUUGCAGGUCUAAAAAUGCCGCCCAAAACUAAGCAAAUCCAAUGCCUGUGUUCAGUUUUAGAGACAAGAAGGCAAAGGAAUUCAUAUGUUUGCCAUUAAGAUAAGCCAUGCGACCAUGUUAGUUAAAGUUUUGGCUUGUCUUUCAAAACCAAAAAAAUACAAUGACUGAAAUGUUAAAUGAAAUUAUUUCAUUGCAAAAACCAAAACGUAUUUCAAUAGUAAAACAUACACUUUUUGCUAAUUGUAAACAAGACAGAAAUAUUUAUGUACAUAUAAAUAUUAAUUACAAACAGAUAUACAUAUAUACAUAUAUUAAAGUUGAAUUUUGAAAUUAGAUAAACGCAACCGGCGGGUAUUCGAAUAGUUCAAAUAUAUUUAGCAUAAUUUAUAGUUGCCGAUAAAUGAACACGUUUACUCAUUUAAUUGUAUUGUACGGCAUAUGCAUAGCAAAAUUUUAACUCAUAUUCUCAUACGUGUCUGUUCCACUAGUUGUGUGUAGAUCAAAUAUGAGCAACAUAAAAUACCACCAGAUUACGAUACAACAAACCAAAACGAUACUUCACGGAACCGAAAACACGUGUAUAACAAUCUGUGAGUAUGCAAAUGUAUAUCAAAUCAAGCGGUUAAAAAUCAAAUUUCGCAAACUGACGAAAUGAAUAAAAUAAAUUAAAACUACCUACAUUUUAAGCGGAAGUCUUCCACUACAAUUACGCUCUACCCACGUGCAUUCUAUUUGUAUUUGUUUCCUCGUUUUACCGACUUCAACUUCUGUUUCCGGGCAGACUAUGUAACUAAAUGUGUGUAUAUCGAAUAGGUGUAUGUAUUUGAAAAGGUUUCUUCCCCAAACAAAAACAUAACAAACUAACCAACAUCCGAAACAUGAAACUAGAAAAAAUCCAAAUGAUGUGUAAAGCAAAUGGAAGGCAUAAGCCAUAAAUUUACAUUAAUAGAAGAAUGCUGCACAAAUUUGCAUGUUAGUUUCGCUAGCCAUGUAAGUUACGAUUAAUAAACUGUAGUUAACAAAGGGUAAAAUACACAAAAAUGUGCUAUGAGUAAGUAGAAACUAUGUUUAGAACCAGACAUGGUCGUUGUCGCUUUUAUUUUCAUCUGUUAUAUAGGAGCGAGUUCUCGUUUCGUUAUUUAUACAUUUUUGUAGGUCCACAUAGCUAACAACGAAGUAACAUGGUGCUAUGAGCUACGAUUCUCCCCGGUUCAUCGUGCAUCUCAUCUCGUAUCCACUCAGGGUGGUCAAAACGUUAAAAUCUGAGCCCCUUUUAACGUCUUGGUUGCAUGUAGAGCACCACCACAAAAAUCUAAAGCCUAAAAAGCAUAAUACACCAUUCACACCUAUCACACUCACAAUCGCCCACAAGAGAGAACUCAAAUCAAAAUUGGAAGAUAGUUAAGGGAAUUAAGAGCAUUUCAAACCUAAUUAGCUGCUAAGCAUUGUAAAUAACUAUUACUUAUGCCGUGUUAUAGGUCAUACAUACUAAAUAUAAUACGAUUACUAUAAUGAAAUGUAAAUUGAGCAACACAGAAUUGCAAAUUGAAGCCACCAAAGAAUUGAAUUUUUGCAUGUAAGUCGAACAAGUAAACUAAAAAGUAUUUAAUUAAACCAAAGCUAAGACUAAGUGUAGACAGAGUAAAAACCAAACACCCGAGACCCCUUUCUUACCCCCAAAAUAACAAGCAGCAACCGUAGUCGAAAACUUUUAGCAUUUAGGCAAUCAUAUAUCAUAGUUCAACUUAACUAAAGAUAUGGCAAUUCCCCUCAAAAACUACGUGUACAUUUUCUGAGAAUAGCCAAAACGACAAAACACCAAGAACUAAGACGCAUUUAAAACUUUAAAUUUCGUUGUUUUUCUACCACCACACCAGUUGAGUUUAAGCAAACGUAACAUUUACCCAUUGUAUGGGGCACGUUGUUUUCCUAAGAUCUUGUAGCCUAAGUGAAACUUAUAAUAUAGAGCAUACGAUACAUGAUAACUACGAUAACUAAAUUAAAACUAUUAGCUAAGCGAAUACAUAUGUCCAGUAGAAAGGACAAUAAAGAUUUAAUUGAAAUUAUACAGUACGAUUACAAUUACCAUUAAACGGGCGACGAGGAAUAACUCUAGAGGCUGCAACUCGAACUCAUCAAAACCAAGCUAAAGCUAACAAACAAAAUACAAAAAAGAAACCUUUUAAAACUUACUCUCGUUAAGCGAAUCAGAGAAACACUGCGCAAAGGCAGAAAUCAUAAAUGAAUAAUAAAACCGAAAGUAUUCUUAAAUUCUUUAAA
Messenger RNA from Drosophila yakuba, 9863 nucleotides. It is a transcript of the gene Octalpha2R, whose product is annotated as alpha-2Db adrenergic receptor. The transcript is spliced from 3 exons. Lineage: Eukaryota; Metazoa; Arthropoda; Insecta; Diptera; Drosophilidae. Gene Ontology annotation, biological process: adenylate cyclase-activating adrenergic receptor signaling pathway. The record is from RefSeq and is a predicted model, not a curated record. Bases 973 to 3063 code for a protein of 696 amino acids. Gene Ontology annotation, cellular component: membrane. Gene Ontology annotation, molecular function: G protein-coupled amine receptor activity.